Messenger RNA from Lethenteron reissneri (Far Eastern brook lamprey), 3621 nucleotides. RefSeq names its product protein kinase C epsilon type-like. Gene Ontology annotation, biological process: protein phosphorylation. NCBI's taxonomy places the organism in Eukaryota, Metazoa, Chordata, Hyperoartia, Petromyzontiformes, Petromyzontidae. The record is from RefSeq and is a predicted model, not a curated record. Gene Ontology annotation, molecular function: ATP binding; protein serine/threonine kinase activity.
AUGGCCGCCAUCAAUCCACUGAUGUUCUACUUUGUGAGUAAAAAAGCAUCGCCACUCGGGAGACAAAGGCGGUCAGGCUUGGCGCUGGCCACCCAUCCCCCCUCUUGUGCUGUGCCGACUUUCAUAGGUGAUCGUGAAUGGCACUUGCCCCCACGGUCUGUUGAGGCUACACGGGGGAUCUUUGUCUUUGUGUGUGUGUGCAGGGGAGUUAUAGGCAAACAGGGUUACCAAUGCCAAGUGUGCACGUGCGUUGUUCACAAGCGAUGCCAUCAGCUGAUCAUCACGCGCUGUCCCGGCAUGAAGAGAGACUCCUCCCCCGAGGUCGGGGGCCAGAGGUUCAACAUCAACGUGCCGCACAAGUUCUACAUCCACAACUACAAGGUGCCCACCUUCUGUGACCACUGCGGCUCGCUGCUCUGGGGGCUGCUCCGCCAGGGCCUCCACUGCAAGGAGUGCCGCAUGGACGUGCACCGCCGGUGUGAGCGGAACGUGGCCCCCAACUGUGGGGUGGAUGCGCGGGAGAUGGCGCGCGUCCUCGCAACCAUCGGAGUCACUCCCGACAAGAUCAACCAGCCCCGGAGGAAGGGAGGCACACCCCCUCUGGUCCUGGCUGGAGACGGGAAGCAGCACAGUCACGUGGACAGGUCCAAGUCGGCUCCACCCACACAGCCACAGCCUGAAGAUGUUGAGGAGGGCCACUUCGGUGUGAGGAAGGCUCGGUCCUUCAACGGCGGUGAAGGGGACGGAGGAGGAGAAGGAGAUGGGGAGGAUGCAGGAAGAGGAGGAGGGGGGGAGGCGGGGGUCGCCGUGGAGGGGGGGUUGCCGCUGCCACCUGGGUCCGGUGUCGCACCAGGAGGGGGGAGCCCAGCUGACGGCUCCUGCGUGGUGCAACCGCGCAGGAAGCUGGGACUGCACGACUUCAACUUCAUCAAGGUCCUGGGGAAGGGCAGCUUCGGGAAGGUGCUGCUGGCAGAGCUGCGUGGCCGGGGGGGGCGCCGGGCGGCUGGUGAGGGUGGUGAGGGUGGUGAGGGUGGUGAGGAGGAGGAGGGUGAGGUGUUCGCCGUGAAGGUGCUGCGCAAGGACGCGAUCGUGCAGGACGACGACGUGGAGUGCACCCUGACGGAGAAGCGCGUCCUGGUGACGGGGCGCGCCCACCCCUACCUCACGCAGCUGCUGUGCUGCUUCCAGACCGCGGACCGGCUGUUCUUCGUGAUGGAGUGCGUGAGUGGAGGGGACCUCAUGUUCCACAUCCAACGUGCGCGCAAGUUCCCCGAGCCGCGAGCGCGCUUCUACGCCGCCGAGAUCACCUGCGCACUCACCUUCCUGCACGCCCACGGUAUCGUCUACCGGGAUCUGAAGCUAGACAACAUCUUGCUGGAUGCCGAGGGGCACUGCAAGCUCGCCGACUUUGGGAUGUGCAAGGAGGGCGUGAAGGACGGGGUCACGACCUCCACGUUCUGCGGCACCCCCGACUACAUUGCUCCCGAGAUCCUGCAGGAGCUGGAGUACGGCCCCUCUGUGGACUGGUGGGCCAUGGGCGUCCUCGUCUACGAGAUGGUGGUGGGCCAGCCGCCCUUCGAGGCGGACAACGAGGACGACCUCUUUGACUCGAUCCUCCACGACGAGGUGGCCUUCCCCAUGUGGCUCAGCACCCAGGCCGUCGACAUCCUCAAGGCCUUCAUGGUGAAGUCCCCGGCACGCCGUCUGGGCUGCGUGGCGGCGCAGGGUGGGGAGGCGGCGAUCCGCGCUCACCCCUUCUACCGCGGCCUCGACUGGGACGCCUUGGAGCACCGCCGUCUCCCCGCUCCCUUCCGCCCACGCAUCCGGGGUAAGCGCGACGUGGCCAACUUUGACGGGGACUUUACGCGCGAGGACCCGGCGCUGACGCCCACCGACCCGGCCGCGCUGCUGCAGCUCCCCCCGGACGAGUUCCGCGGAUUCUCCUUCGUGGCCGACGGGCCGGGGCCGGGCCUGGGCGGCGGGGGCGGCGCCCCCCCUUCCCCCCCGCCGUCGCCGCGACAACCGCGGCAGCCGACGCCCCCGCCGCGGUCUCCCACGGCGAGGGUUGGGGGGGCCCCGCGGCCCCCCCCCGCCCCCCGCCUGCCCCCGACCACGCUCGCCAUCGACCCGGUGCCGCGGGCCUGCGGCCCCGCCAGGUCGGCCGAGUAUUACGCAGAGUGCCGCCUGGGCUUCGGCCUCGGGGACGAGGAGGAGGAGGACGAGGUGUAGGGGAUGAUGAGGUGGAGUGGGUGAGGUGUAAGGGGUGGCGUGGAGGUGUAGGGGACGAGAAGGACGAUGACGUGUGGGUGACGAGAGGAUGAGUGGAUGAGGCGUAGGGGACGACGAGGAGGAGGUGUGGGUGGACGAUGAGGAGGAUGAUGAUGUGUAGGGGAUGAGGUGUACUGGAGGAGGAGGUGAACGAGUUGGACGUGAAAUGAAGGUGGUGUUGAGAUCAGUGUAGGAGGAGGUGGAGGUGAGAGUGGAGGAGGUGGAGGAGGUGGAGGAGGUGUGGAGAUGAAGUCUACUGGUGAGAACAAGGCUCGUGCAAUAUUUGCACCGAGUCGCGGUUCAAUCGUCGCUGCUGUUCCCGUUCCAGUGUGCGCACCAGCAUCACCAUCACCAUUGUCACCAUCGUCAUCAUCACCAUCGCCACUAUUACCACCAUCAUCACCACGAUCACCACCAUCAUCAUCAUCAGCACCAUCAUUAUCAUCAUCACCAUCAUCUUCACUAUCACUGCCAUCAUUGCCACCAUUGUCAUCAUUACCAUCGUCAUCAUCAUCAUCAUCAUUGUCACCACCACCACCAUCACCACUCCCGUCCUGAUGGCCGCGAUAGCCGCGGUGGCCGUAUCGUCGUCGUCGUUGUCCGCGUGCGUCCCCACCAGCCGGGCGGCCGUGGUCCCGUACCGUCGUUCACGACCCGAGCCAACAGCGAGCCUCUCCCCUCCCAACGGAACGAGAGGGGAGAGGGGAGGGAGGGGAGAUGGGGUGGGGCGACGUCGUAACCACUGAAGCGGCCCCCGUGGACGCGCCACGUUGGCCCAAAGUUGGCCCAACAUUGGUGCCGGCGUUGUGCGUUGUACCGGGGGAGAUGGACGGUAUGCACGAGAAGGGAUGCGCCUGCGUGUGUGUGCGCGCGUCUUUGUACCGUGUGUAGUGUCGAACUUCUUAUGCACCGUGCAUAGCCAAACCAUGCCAAUAUUCGGGAGGUGCGGGGGAAGGACAACGAACUAAACACAACACACCAAGCAGUUCUAAAGGAAAUGUACGUGAAUGAGUCAGCCAGAGCAAGGCGAAGCUGAACCAGUAGAGAUCGAGAGAUAGAGGAGAGAGGGGGAGACAGGAGACAGAAAGACAAAGAGGGUCUGUGCUGAUUGGACUCGUGGGAUAUUCUCCCCUAGCGCGUCUCUGUGACCCCACGACCCUGUGACCCCACGACCCAAUGACCCCACAAACCCAUGACCCCGCGUCUCUGUGACCCCACGUCUACAUGACCUUGUGACCCUGUGACCCCGCGUCCCCAUGACCCAGUGUCCCAAUUACCCCAUGACACUGUAACCCCGUGUCCCCGUGACCAUGUGCUUCCGACCAUCGAUUAUUCACGCGCAUCGUGGAGCGA